AUGGCUUCCGGUUUCGACGAGGAGGAGCUCCAUAUCAGCCUCUCCCCAUCCCAGAUCCGUCGUCGCUCUCAGCAGCACGGUGCUGCCGCCGAUGCUGCUGCUGCUGCCGCCGCCGCCGGUCGUCACGAGCUACAACCACCUUUGCCCGACGCCGCCAUAAACGCCGUCAACAUGGGACCUCCCGUCGACACCACCGCCCCGCUGCGGGAUAAGAUCAAAACGGAGCAGCGCAUCGGCGCAUACAAGAUCAUCAAGACCCUAGGCGAAGGCUCCUUUGGAAAGGUGAAGCUGGCCAUACACAACGGCACCGGACAGCAGGUCGCUCUCAAGAUCAUCGCUAGGAAGAAACUCAUUAGUCGCGACAUGGCCGGCCGAGUGGAGCGCGAAAUCGAAUACCUACAGCUUUUGCGACACCCUCACAUCAUUAAGCUGUAUACCGUUAUCAAGACACCCAACGAAAUCAUCAUGGUCCUUGAGUACGCCGGCGGUGAGCUCUUUGACUACAUUGUACAGAAUGGACGUAUGAAGGAGCCCGAGGCUCGUCGAUUCUUCCAGCAGAUGCUCUGCGCCGUUGAAUACUGUCACAGACACAAGAUCGUUCACCGAGACUUGAAACCCGAGAACCUGCUGCUUGACGAUAACCUCAACGUCAAGAUUGCCGAUUUUGGUCUCAGCAAUAUCAUGACGGACGGGAAUUUCCUCAAGACGAGUUGCGGAAGCCCAAACUACGCGGCACCAGAAGUUAUUGGUGGUAAGCUUUACGCCGGGCCAGAGGUGGAUGUCUGGAGUUGCGGUGUGAUUCUCUACGUCCUGCUAGUCGGGAGACUACCCUUCGAUGACGAGCAUAUUCCCAGUCUAUUCGCAAAGAUUGCGCGCGGAACGUACAGCAUACCUCAAUGGAUGAACUCGGGCGCCGCGACGCUCAUUAAGAAAAUGCUGGUUGUGAACCCUGUACAGCGUGCUACGAUCGACGACAUCAGACAGGACCCAUGGUUCAUGGUAGACCUGCCUGCCUACUUAGCACCGCCGGUCGAGGAGUUCUUCAACACGGGCGUGGAUCCUAACAAGGCCAUCCAGAAGAGUGAUAUCGCCCCCAACGCCCCUCCAAGGGUCCAGGAGAAGCUACAUAACGAGGUCACGGAGAAGAUCAGUAAGACCAUGGGCUAUGGAAAGAAAGAUGUUGAGGAGGCCCUGCAGGCUGCCGAACCAUCUGCGAUCAAAGAUGCAUACAUGAUUGUCCGCGAGAACAAACUCAUGCAAGUGAAUGAGGCCAUGUCGUCACUCUCAGUCGAUCAAGAUGGGUCAAACAGCCCCUUACCAAGUGCUUCGUCAGCCAGAUCCGGCGGGUCUACCGUGGGCGGGCAGCGUCCGUACAUCAGCAAGAUUGGCAUCUUGCCAAGUAGUCUGCCAGCCUAUCACAAGGAAUACGUUGAGCGUGAAAAGGGCGGGUUUGAGGACCAUCCGACGCCUACCAUCGUGGUCGAUGAACCAGGCCCCUCAGCCCGUACAGACGCUGAAAGGGAAGAGACGGCCCGGCAUUUGAAGCCUCACUCGAGAAACAGUCAAGUCCGCCUCGACGACUCGGCCAAAAGGCCUCAGGGUAUGACCCCUGUGGUGCAAGCCAAGAAGACGAAACCCGUGAGAUGGCAGUUUGGAAUCCGCUCUCGUAACGCGCCGUGGGAGGCCUUGCUGUGCAUACACAAAGCGUUGAACAAACUGGGCGCAACCUACGUGCCAGACGAAGACUACGAGAAACUCCACGGGACGGAGACAGAUCAGCCCAGUAAUGAAGGUAGCUUUGUCGACGACUACACAUCUCAGGGGGGCAAUGACUCAACGAGUAGUAUAGAUCCGCUAAAGCGAUACAAACUGCCUGCCGACCCGUGGCACAUCAAGGUUCGCUGGGAGACACAGACACUGCGAAAAAGAUCGGAGACCCCCACAGAGGGAAGCAAGACACCGGAUAGUUACCACGUUACGGGUGAUGACGAAGUCAAGCGCGACUUUGUAGCCCUGCACAUGGACAUCCAGAUAUAUGAGAUGGAGCACGGCGUUUAUCUCGUGGACUUCAAAUGCUCUGGCUAUGAGACGGCCGACAGGAGACUGCUCGAGGAGAAGGAUGUCACAAGUCCUUUCCCGUUCCUAGACAUGGCCGCGCGGUUGAUAAUGCAACUAGCCGAAGCGGACUGA
Colletotrichum graminicola M1.001 is the source of this 2190-nucleotide messenger RNA. RefSeq lists its product as uncharacterized. The transcript has 4 exons. The coding region runs from base 1 to 2190 and encodes 729 amino acids. Gene Ontology annotation, molecular function: ATP binding; protein serine/threonine kinase activity. Gene Ontology annotation, biological process: intracellular signal transduction; protein phosphorylation. Gene Ontology annotation, cellular component: cytoplasm. NCBI's taxonomy places the organism in Eukaryota, Fungi, Ascomycota, Sordariomycetes, Glomerellales, Glomerellaceae. The record is from RefSeq and is a predicted model, not a curated record.